Molecule: messenger RNA, 5696 nt
Organism: Scomber japonicus (chub mackerel)
Lineage: Eukaryota; Metazoa; Chordata; Actinopteri; Scombriformes; Scombridae
Exons: 7
Coding region: 36-5219 (1727 amino acids)
Source: RefSeq, a predicted model, not a curated record
AACAGCCUGAGAUUAAUGCAAUUCAUUCUGUUCCCAUGGAUCAAGGGAUUUGUCAUAAUGACGGAGCUGACUUCAAACAAAACCUUGAGCAAACUGUCAUAUUAGAACUUACCCCCACCUUGAUACCAACUGUGGAGCUUGAACAGUCCCAAAAUAUGCAACCAAACGAAAUCCCAUCCACCUUAUUUGUACCAACUACUGAACUGAAAAAGACUCCUGAUCACACUAUAGUACACGAGCAGGAGCCCAGCCUGUCAGACCCACCAUUUAUGCCUACAGUUGAGCUGGAAAUGACACCUUUACAAACAGAACAACACGAGCUUCCUACUUGCCCUUUUGUUCAAUCGGACACACCUAGACAAACUCCAAAUGAAUCUGAAACUAAUCUCAAAGACGAAGCAGAUUCCCAGAUGCAAAUAGUAAGUCUAGAUCAGGCCCACUCAUUGACAAACAGUGCCACGCCACAAGAGUCAACAGAAAAGACUGCACAAGAACCAUCUGAGGAAUUGCUGGUAGAGAGAAGGAACAGUCAGGAACAGGUGGAGAACCUGUCUGAAGUAAAGAUCCCAUUUCCUAAAGAGAUGGUCUCAUCACAAUUAGAGACCAAGGAGGUGCCACAGAUCUCAGAGUUACCAGUAAAUGUAAUGUCAGCUCAAGAACUGGUGAAAGUACGGAAAAGAAAGCCAGCAAGGGCAUUUAUCUUUCAAGGGUAUAUGCAAGAACUCAUAGGCUCCAUACAAAAUGAGGAUUUACAAAUUGGUGCCAAACCUGCCAAACGCCAAAGAACAAAAAGAUCUCAUCUUGUUGUUAAGUUUGGCCCGCAAAGUAAAGAGAGAAAAAAUAAAAAACAGAAGAAGCAAUCACAGCAACGCCAGUCAAUCCAGGAAGAAGUGACCAGAGGUACAACAACAAAUCUCUCCGAUAAAAAGGUGUCCUCUCAGAAAAAAGGAAGAAAAGGGAAAAAAGACAAGAAAGCAGGGCAUUCAGUAUCGACAACUGAAAUAAAAUCACCUUCAUUAACCCAGGACCCACGUGUGCCCCAAAUCAAAGAGGAUACAAGAAAAAAUAAAAUGAAAAAGCAAGAAGAUGUGGAUGUGGCUGGGGAUGAUGUUCAGCCCGUAAGUGAGAACAAGGGUGUGGACUCACCUGUAUUUAAAAAGAAAAAACAAUCAAAAAUAAUGCAAAAAGGUCGGUCCAAAAAUGCAAACAAUGGGAAGAUGACAAGGAAAGAGCGAAAGAAGGACGCAAAAAUUGGUACAAAAACUAGCACUGCCUCAGCAGACACACCUGGCCCACAUAUAACACAAGAUUCACUCCUUCUGCUGAAAGGUCAUAAACAGCCUCAGCUGAAAGUUCACAAGUUAGACCCUUUAAAGGCACCAGGGCAGGCUCAAGAAGCUUCACCUCAUGAUUCCCCAAUAUCUCCACAUACAACAAAUGAGUCUGCAGAUAAUCUCACAACUGAAGGUAAGAAAAAAGGAGGGAGACCCAAAAAGAACCAGAAAGCUCUUUCAUUACUCUCCUCUCUACAGGCGCCCCAACAACCUCCUGAAACUCUGCCCAUCGAGCCAAAGACCACCCGGAAACGUAAAGCCUCCUCGAAAGUGGAAACAGAAGGAGUGAUAACCUCCUCUCACUCCAAGCGUGCCUUAGAGUGUAAGAACUGUGGGGAAAGAUUUAGUGAAGUUUCGUCUCUUCAGAAGCAUAAGGUAACAGUGCAUAUUGUAGAGAGUCCUGGUCUCACUUACACCAAUGGUAACAUCUUUGAAGGGGUCUCUAGGUUAGAUCUUAAUCAGCUUCCAAAGAAGCAUGGUGGGGUCAUUGGGGUAAUGACUGCUGCUACAGGCUGGGAUACUGAGCCUGAGAUGGGGGAGAUGGCAUUAGAAGACAGAGACCGAAGUGUCUCUUUUCCUGCUUUGAUUCCAUCUCCAUCUUUACCUGUUCCACCUACCGAUCUGGAAAUUAUUGGAUAUGAAAACAAGGGUGGAGUUAAGACUGGAACAGAUAGUCAGUCGCAUACCUUAUCUAACAUUCCCUCAAUCUCUGAUCAAAUUAAAAAUACCUCAUCUGAAUCCCAUUUAAAUACCUCUUCCCAGACGAAGAAUCUUGAGGCAGGAGAGCCUUUGGUGUUAGAUGCGGACAAGCAAGAAGAAGGUACCCUGAAGAAUCCCAGUUCAGAAUCUGAAGUCCAGGCUACAACGGAUGAAGACAUCAAGGAGGAUUUACUUCUUGAGGUAGAUUUAGUCACUGUUGGCGAGCAUAAUGAAAGAGACGAUAUAGGCUCACCUCAAGAGAACGUUUCCCAAAAUGGAUUAAAUGGAACCUGUAAUGUAAGCACUGGAACACUCCUGAACACACCUCCUGAUCAAGUUGAUAAUGAACCAACUGAAAAAAGUCGGUCUUCGCAUACUGUGUCAUGUGCCACGCAACAAGUAGAGAUCAAGGAAGAGGAGGAAGAGGUGCUUGUACAGAAGAAAAAAGGAGGCAAAGGAGCUGCAACAAGGAACGCUACAAGGGGUAGGAUGCGAGGAACGGGACAUCCAAAGAGGGGUGUGAUCUCAAGGAAAGUUUUAGCUACAGAUGCCAUCAGAGGAACAGAAUCAGAGAAAGAACAGGAUGAUUGUCAUGUAGUUUUUGAAAAACAUGCUGUUGCCUCUGAUUCAGAAACAAAUGCAGAAGGUGAGACCAGUAUACAGACUUUGCAGCCAGAGAUCAGUCCUGAAUUUGAUGCUAAUGAAGGUACUUUUCCCAUCACAUCUUUGCCGGCCAUGCCUUCUACGUUAGAAAGAUCUCCUGAAGAGCAAGUUGUGUUUGAGUUGGAGUCUGUUACCACAAAUGUUGAGGAGGUAAUGAAUGAAAGAGGACUGCAAAGAGGAGAGGAGGAGCAUAAUGGGUUUGCUGACCAAUCUCCAGUCAUCAUACUUGAGAAGUUCCUUACCUCUAGCCAAAGAGCGAUGGCUGACAAUGGGCAGUGCUUGAUGACCGCAAGGAACAAUCAAAGACAGGGUUUGGACCGCAUUGGAGAGAAUGAAGUACAAGGCCUUGGGAGCCAGGAGAUCAAAGUUGAAGAGAACAUCUCAGAUCCACCUCCAGUUGCACCAACUUGUCAAGAUAAACAAAGUGCAACUGUGCAGCCACAGCCCCAUCGUGAUAUAAGGACUGUUCUGGUGAAGGAAGAGAAUAGCCUCAUACUGAAUGAUGCUCAGGACACACAGGGCUGCAGACACAUCCGAUGGAACGUGGAGCAAAUAAACAUUGAAAACCCAGCCAGUCCAUUAAUGGAGAUUGGAGAGACAUGUUGUGUUACCCCUGACUUCAAUGCCAACCAGUGUAUCUUCUAUCCAGUGAAGGAAGAAGAAAGAGAGGUUCUGCUGGGAGCUACUCAAACUAACAAUGGAAGUUUAACCACUGAGGCAUCCACUGAUGCCCAACAGACAGAAGAUCAAACAGCAGAUUGUAUUUUACAUGAAGGGAAUCAUGUCACACGAGAAGACCAGGAUACAAGAGUGAGAAGACAAAUGACAGAACCAGGUGAUAACUUUGCAGGUGGGGAAGACGCUGAAUGGCAGCAUCCACCAGACCUGCAGAGCUUUCUUCUCCAGAGUUCUGAUGAGGAGGACACUGGAAGUUUUGAAUUGUCUAAUCCUCACAUCUACUCAGAAGCAGAAGCAAUGGCCUAUUUCUACAAGAACCAAAAAAACAGCUCACAACAGCCAGAUGAAACUUCACAAACGUUACCAACUUCAUCCAGCCAGCUCCACACUUCAGGACAGGAGAGCAGGAUCAGAGAGCCCAUUGAUUACUUUUCCAAGUAUUUUGAUUGGGAUACCUGGGUAGAAAUUGCCCACUGCACAGACAAAAUGUCCAGCAUGCCUAUCCCUGUCACAGCCAGAGAGGUGGCGCAGUUUGUUGGGAUCCACAUUGCAAUGGGAACUUUAAAGUUUCCCUGUCCCAAGCUCUACUGGGAGGAAUUGACUAAAGUGCCCUUGAUUGCUGAAGCCAUGCCACUUUCCCGGUUCCUUGAGCUGUCAGGCGUGUUGAAGCUAGCUUCUCCUGCAAAGACAUCAGCCAACAGUAAUGUUGGAGAAGAAAUGAAUGAUAAUGACUUUCAAGAUGCACAUCAAGGUAAAACUUUCACAAGCAGGCAAAGUGAUGGUGACCGGCAUUGCCAGGGGAAUACACUGAAUGUCCUGAACAGUUCAAAAAAACAGAAGGAUCCCUUGUGGAAGGUUCAGCCAUUGUUGGGCCGCUUCUUAGAGGGGUGCCAGUCUUUAAGACGAGAGGGUGAUUCUGCAGUUGAUCAGUAUCCACUUCAUUUGACUGGCAAGAUGUACAAUAACAAGCUGUCUCUCUACUGCACUACAUUAAUUGGAUUUGGGGGUUUACUCUUACAUGUGGAUCUUAAACUGGAUCUGUCAGACAAAGAAAAUGCUGUAGAAAAAAUGGUCCCAAAAGGUAGUAUGGUGUUCCUGUGCAAGCAGGAACUUUCCACCCCUGCAAUGCUCGAACGCCUGUUAGUCGCUGGAAUCCAUGGUGCAGGCAGGGUGGGAGGAGAAAGAGGACAGAUUGGGGAUGAGUUUGUAAGCUCAAAUGGGAAGCUAAUGUUACGCAGAUCACACUGUGGGUUCAUACUUUCUACUGCUGGACAUGGUCAGAGAAACAUUGCCUCUCUGAUUGACAACUUUGAGAAGGCCCAGAUGUCGGCUCGUCUCAACAGAGAUUUGCAAAACCUUUACUCUAUCCCUCUCACUGCCUCCACUCCAACUUGCUGGCCUCAAGCAGUGCUCUGGUACCUCACAGAUCUGGCUUUGGUCAACUCCUGGCUCCUGUACAGACAGGAUCACAGGGCAGCAUCUGCACCUUUGACACUCAUGGCCUUCAGAUUGGAGGUGUCAAAAGCUUUGAUCCUCUCCAGCGGCUCAGACACCCAGGACUCACUUCCACCUCAACCCCCUACAGAGAAUGCUCAUACAACAAGUGAAACCCCCAAUCCCAGUCUGUCAGAGGAAAGUCCUCUCCCAGAUGCAGCCACACGGUACGAUGGUUUGGGCCACUGGCCAGAACAGCUCGGGGAGGGAGAAGGGGGCAGGUGCCGCUUUGGGGACUGUCAGAGAACAUCUCGAGUGCUAUGCCUUAAAUGUUGUGUCUUUCUUUGCAUCUCACGCAACCACAACUGCUUUUUAAAUUUUCAUAAUCAAGGCAGUUCGGGAAAAGAGUAGCAUUCACACCAGAUUUCCCGUUUUUUGUUAACAUCUUGCUUUCUGAUCCAGAAUGUAACUGUGUUUUUGGUGAUGAAUCUAAAUGUAAAUCCAGCUUAUCAAAAAGUAGUAUGAUUUCCUCUGUCCUUACAACUUUUCCAUGAUGCCUUUCACUGGCAGUGUCUCACUUUUGUAGGAUAAUUGUGCUGCAAUAUCUAAAAAUGAAAUGCUUUGUGAUGUGGCUUGUGAUGUCAUUGAGCAAGUGUAAAAAUGAAUUUGCCUUCAGAAAGAUAUGUGAAAAGAGUCAUAGCCAUACACUUUGUGCUGCAAAGAAAGAGAAAAUUAUUAUUUUGACAUUGCGGACACCAUGAUGUUUUUUACUAUUUAUUUUAGCCUGACCUAAUUUACAUUCCAUGAAGAGCUUGUUUUGGCUCUAUGGAUUUUAACAUUAUUUAUUUGAAUUUCAGAAAACAAUAAAAGACAGAUUUUAAAAAUGUA